AUGGCUCUUCUUCACUUGGGUUUUCACGGGUCCAAAACUGACCCGUCCUUAUUCAUUCUCAAUUCAAGUGGCAUGCUUGUCUAUCUUCUUGUGUAUGUAGACGACAUUAUCAUUACAUGUAAUCAUUCUGGGGCUGUUAAUGAUGUUAUUAAAGAUCUCAGCUCUAUGUUUGCACUCAAAGAUUUGGGUCAGUUACAUUAUUUCUUGGGCAUUGAAGUGGUGCAUCAUGGUUCUGAUCUGGUUUUGUCUCAACGCAAAUAUAUUCUUGAUAUUCUUCACCGAGCAGGUCUCGCUGACUGCAAACCCGUAUCAUCCCCUAUGAGUACCUCUCAUGUCUUCUUACUUGAUGAUAGUCCUUUACUUGAUGAUCCUUCCAGAUACAGGCAGACGGUAGGUGCUCUUCAAUAUGCAACCUUAACUCGCCCGGACAUUGCCUUUGCAGUUAAUAAGGUGUGCCAAUUUAUGCAUGCUCCUACUGAGAAUCACUGGGCUGGUGUGAAGCCUACUAUUAUCUGA
This is a messenger RNA of Helianthus annuus (common sunflower), 516 nucleotides long. RefSeq lists its product as uncharacterized. The record is from RefSeq and is a predicted model, not a curated record. The coding region runs from base 1 to 516 and encodes 171 amino acids. The transcript has a single exon. NCBI's taxonomy places the organism in Eukaryota, Viridiplantae, Streptophyta, Magnoliopsida, Asterales, Asteraceae.